AGAUUAAAUGUGUAAUAAAGAAAACCUCAACUGCCUUCCGGCGAUUAGAUUCCUUAUGCGAGUAUUCUUUUGGACCGUAUACAAUAAGAAUUUUGUCUGUGGACUAACCAAAACUUUUGUCUUAGCAUAAAUUAAUACACUACGAGACAAAAACAUUCCCUUCUGAUCUACGAAGUACUGUAUGUACUUAGUAAAUCAUUAAGCAAUAAAUUACUUUCAUUAAGGUGUAUAGAGCUCAAACCGGGUUAAAAUGAAAGACCCGCUCUAUACGGGUCGGGUCCAACACCUAACAAGAAAAGGAGCGGAGGAACCAAACCAUGACGUGUAAAACUAUGAUUGGCUAACGACAACUUCUCUUCCUUGCUACUCUUUCUCUAAUUAACACUCUCUUCGUUCAAUCAAAAUCGAUUCUUGACGUUCUGGAUCGGAAAAAGUCACCUCCUUUUAGGGUUCUCCGAAGUCAAAAAAGUCAUUUUCUCAUCACUGUUCCAAAGAUUUUCUCUUUUUCACUUUCUCUCUUAUAAGUAAACCUUACUCACUCACGUGAUCUCCAGUGAGUGAGCAACUUGAUUAUUUCUCUACAACAUUUUCUUAAAACAAUGUGUUGUAAAUGCAGCUAGGGUUUGUCGGAAUCGGUGCGUACAAUUACAAUAUCUUGGAAUUGGGUUUAAGGGCUUUUGGGAAAUCGCAAUUCUUCUUAGUCGCGAUCGAAAAGUCGGAGACUUUUAGGACAAUGUCGGCCUCCGACAGAGAGUUCCGUUCAGUUCUCGUUCCCGCCGGUAACAAGCUGCAGCAGAAACCGGUGAAGAAGACCGCUAGUAAAUCGAAAGACCUAACCUUUACGGCGUCUCCGGCGAAGAAGAGUUCGUCUCCUCUGAGGAGGAACGGUGUCUCAAUGAACGCAUCGUACUCGUCGGAGGCGUCGUCUUCGUGCGAGUCGUCUCCGUUGAGUAUGGCGUCUACUUCUAGCGGGAAGAGGCGUAGUGGGUCGAACACUUGGAGUUCACUGAGAGAUGAAAAGGAGACAGGUGAUUGCUUCUCUGAUGGUCGUAGAAGAUGCGCUUGGAUCACUCCCAAAUCUGACCAAUGUUACAUUGCUUUCCACGAUGAAGAGUGGGGAGUUCCUGUCCAUGAUGACAAGAAACUUUUCGAGCUAUUAAGCCUCUCUGGUGCUCUUGCGGAACUGUCCUGGAAAGACAUUCUUUCCAAAAGACAAUCAUUCAGGGAAGUAUUCUUGGACUUUGAUCCAAUUGCCAUAUCUGAACUAACUAACAAAAAGAUAACAUCCCCUGACUCAUUACUAUCAGAGCAAAAGCUACGCUCAAUCCUCGAGAAUGCAAACCAAGUUCGCAAGAUAAUAGUUGAGUUUGGAUCAUUUGGCAAGUACAUUUGGAACUUCGUUAACCAGAAGCCUACUCAGAGCCAGUUCCGGUACUCUCGCCAAGUCCCUGUGAAGACUUCCAAAGCUGAGUUGAUAAGCAAAGACCUUGUCCGCAGAGGCUUCCGCAGUGUUAGUCCUACGGUUAUCUACUCCUUCAUGCAAACAGCCGGUCUCACUAACGACCAUCUCACUAGCUGCUUCAGACACCAAGAAUGCAUUUCCAAGGACGAGACCAGUUAGUAAAGGAAACCCAAUAACGUCCGAGAGAGAGAGAGAGAGAUGGUAGUUUAACACUCUGAUGCUUAGUUUGUUAUUCUCUGUUAUAUGUUUGUAUUUGUACAGAUGUUUUUAUUGUCAAAACUAGAUGAAGUUGCUAGGCUGAGUUUAUUGGAGAUUGCAUUGAAACGAUUACAUGUUAAGCAAUGGAUGUAUAAUCUACUUUCUCUCA
Messenger RNA from Brassica napus (rape), 1829 nucleotides. Its product is annotated as DNA-3-methyladenine glycosylase 1-like. Gene Ontology annotation, molecular function: DNA-3-methyladenine glycosylase activity. The transcript is spliced from 5 exons. Gene Ontology annotation, biological process: base-excision repair. NCBI's taxonomy places the organism in Eukaryota, Viridiplantae, Streptophyta, Magnoliopsida, Brassicales, Brassicaceae. The record is from RefSeq and is a predicted model, not a curated record. The coding region runs from base 611 to 1621 and encodes 336 amino acids.